This is a messenger RNA of Spirodela intermedia, 782 nucleotides long. The record is from the annotation of a GenBank genome assembly. Lineage: Eukaryota; Viridiplantae; Streptophyta; Magnoliopsida; Alismatales; Araceae.
AUGGAGAUGCGCUGCGAGGAGACGAUGAGUCUCCUGAGUGACCUGCCCAGGUCGCACUAUGAGUUGUGGUUGUCUGAUCUUGCUGCGGACGUGUCGCCGGCCUGCCGCGGCGAGGCUGCCCUGGGAGAAGGGUUCCUUGCCGAAGUGGCGACGGCAGCGGCGGCGGGGAGUCAAGCUGCCGACGCCGUGGAGGAGAUCAGGGCGAGGAGGAGCGGCAAGGAGUGGCGGGUGGAAAGCUGCGGCGAAGGGAUCCUUCUAAACGUGUACUUUCCGAGCUCUCUGACUCGGAGUCUCACCGGCUCCCGGCUCAGGCGGGGACCGAGGUCGAGAGCGCAGGCCGAGGGGAAUAGGUAAUCAAACGCCGCAUAACUCUACUUGAAUUGCUGAUGAGCACUUCCAAAGCUUGAAAACUUCAUCGCAGAAAGGAAAGCCUUCGCCUUUCCUUUGAGAACUGUGAUGAUUUUUUACAGCCCACGAUCGUUUACAAGCUACGUAGGGAAUCUAUUCCUCAAAACAUUUAAGUGGCAGAUUACCCAUUCUCAAAUUAUUUAAAUAUCAUGAGAAAAUAUUUAGUAAUCACAUAGGCCGAAAAAUUAACUCCCCCCGUAUAAACAACUUCUGUGCCUAGAAUUGUAUUCAGGCUCCUGUAUCACCUUCUGUUACCCAUAUGACGGUAUUUACUACUUUCAUGCCCUUUCAGGGAUAGAGAACCACCACUAAUACACGGCUGGUGGCCUGCCAUUUGGGAGACAAGAGAGAGGAGGAAGUCAAGAAGAUGGUGA